AUGAGCAGCGGUGCAAACUGCACGGAUCAGCUGGGGCCCGGAAUUCCCCCCUUCACCGCGGCCUGGGGACUGUGGGUCCUCUUUGGGGCUGUGACGCUGCUGCUUCUCGUCUCGCUGGCUGCACACUUGUCCCGCUUCAGCAGUGGCUGGAGGAGGAACCGUCCAGAAAAGGGACAUUCUGGAGGGUCUGUGGAAGAGGUCCCCCUGUAUGGGAACCUGCAUUAUCUGAAGACAGGACGCCUGUCUCAAGACCCAGGGCCAGACCAGCAGGAUCCAACACCUGGAGGCCCCGCCAGGGCUGCGGAGGAGGUGAUGUGCUACACCAGCCUGCAGCUGCGGCCUCCUCAGGGCCGAGCCCUGAGCCCUGGAGCCCCCAUCAAAUACUCAGAGGUGGUGCUGGACGCGGAGCCCAAGCCCCAGGCCCCGGGCCCAGAGCCCGAGCUCUAUGCGUCCGUGUGUGCCCAGACCCCCAGAGCCCGGGCUUCCUUCCCAGACCAGGCCUACGCCAACAGCCAGACGGCACCCAGCUGA
Messenger RNA from Pipistrellus nathusii (Nathusius's pipistrelle), 531 nucleotides. NCBI's taxonomy places the organism in Eukaryota, Metazoa, Chordata, Mammalia, Chiroptera, Vespertilionidae. The record is from the annotation of a GenBank genome assembly.